Messenger RNA from Indicator indicator, 1902 nucleotides. RefSeq names its product galactosidase beta 1 like (gene GLB1L). Gene Ontology annotation, cellular component: vacuole. The transcript has 16 exons. Gene Ontology annotation, biological process: carbohydrate metabolic process. The coding region runs from base 1 to 1902 and encodes 633 amino acids. The record is from RefSeq and is a predicted model, not a curated record. Gene Ontology annotation, molecular function: beta-galactosidase activity. NCBI's taxonomy places the organism in Eukaryota, Metazoa, Chordata, Aves, Piciformes, Indicatoridae.
AUGUGGCUGCCGGCUCUGGUCCUGCUGCUGGCUGUGGGGCUUCUGCACACUCAGGCCUCGCUCCCCGCACGCUCCUUCCAGCUAGAUUUGGAGAAGGAUUGCUUCCUCAAGGAUGGUAUCCCGUUCCGCUACAUCUCUGGCAGCAUCCACUAUGCCCGUGUCCCGCGGCCUGCCUGGAGGGAUCGGCUCCUCAAGAUGUACAUGAGUGGGCUCAGCGCUGUGCAGGUCUAUGUUCCCUGGAACUACCACGAGCCACUGCCUGGGGUUUAUGACUUUGCUGGAAACCGGGAUGUGGAAGCCUUCCUGGACAUGACAGCUGAGUUGGGGCUCCUGGUGAUUCUGCGUCCAGGGCCCUACAUCUGUGCGGAGUGGGAGAUGGGUGGCCUGCCUGCCUGGCUUCUGUGGAAAUCAGACAUCAUCCUGCGCUCCUCUGACCCUGCCUACCUGGCAGCUGUGGACUCCUGGCUCCAUGUCCUAUUACCCAAGAUCAAGCCACGGCUGUACCAGUAUGGAGGGAAUAUCAUCAGUGUACAGGUGGAGAAUGAAUAUGGCAGUUAUUAUGCCUGUGACUACGGCUACCUGCGGCAUCUGCUGGCCUCCUUCCGGGCACUGCUGGGGAGCGAGGUGCUGCUGUUCACCACCGAUGACACACGGGCGGAGGAUCUGCGCUGUGGCACACUGCAGGGUCUCUAUGCCACCAUCGACUUUGGCCCAGGCUCUAAUGUGACUGAAGCAUUCAGUGCCCAGCGCCAGGUCGAGCCAAAGGGGCCCCUGGUGAACUCUGAGUACUACACGGGCUGGCUGGACUACUGGGGGGAAGCACAUGCCAGCACCAGCUCAGCAAGGGUGGCCAAGGAGCUGGAGGACAUGCUGCAGCUGGGAGCCAAUGUCAACAUGUACAUGUUCCAUGGGGGGACAAACUUCGCCUACUGGAGUGGUGCUGACUUCAAAGACCAGUACAAACCAGUGACCACCAGCUACGACUACGAUGCCCCCCUCUCAGAGGCAGGAGACCCCACCGAGAAGCUGUUUGCUAUCCGUACAGUCAUCAGCAAGUUUCAGCCUCUGCCAGUCGGUCCAAUGCCAUCCGCCUCUGCCAAAUACGCCUACGGCUCGGUGGCCCUGAAGAAGUAUGCCAACCUCCUGGAUGUCUUGGAUGUAUUGUGUACCUCUGGGCCCAUCCACAGCCAGUUCCCCCUCACCUUUGAGGCCAUAAAGCAGGUCCAUGGCUUUGUGGUGUAUCGCACACAGCUGCCCCAGGAUGUCCCAGACCCGGCGAUGCUGGGUGCUCCUCCUCACACCAUCUGUGACCGUGGCUAUGUGAUGCUGCAGAAGGAGUACCAGGGGACGCUGGAGCGGGAUGGGCAGACAGCGCUGCGAGUGACGGGCAGGGCAGGGGACACCCUGGACGUGCUCCUGGAGAACAUGGGCAGGAUCAGCUUUGGGGCCAACAUCAGUGACUUCAAGGGCUUGCUGGGGAACCUCUCCUUAGACGCCAGCCAUCUAAGCAACUGGCUGAUCUAUCCCCUGGCCAUAGACACUGCUGUGCAUCAGGGUUGGCCCCACGGUGCCCUGCCAAAAUCAAACAGCAGGGGCAGAGCAGGGCCAGCCUUCUACACUGGGACCUUUGAGACCCCUGGCAUUGCCUGGGACACCUUCGUGAAGUUCCCGGGUUGGGGCAAGGGCCAGCUGUGGAUAAAUGGCUUUAACCUGGGCCGGUACUGGCCCCGCCGUGGGCCCCAGCAGACCCUCUUUGUGCCUGGCUCAGUGCUGCAUGUUGGACACCCCAACAACAUCACAGUGCUGGAGCUGGAGGGGGCACCCCCGAUCCCUCUCUUGCUCUUCCUCGACCGACCCAUUUUCAACAGGACCCUCAGCCACAGCACUGUGGCCACAGAAUAA